This is a messenger RNA of Struthio camelus australis, 8703 nucleotides long. Lineage: Eukaryota; Metazoa; Chordata; Aves; Struthioniformes; Struthionidae. The record is from RefSeq and is a predicted model, not a curated record.
AGUUUUUUUGAACACUCCAGAAGAAUCUAUGGAGAUAAUUAAUUUCAGCUCUAGACUCUACUUCACAAUGGUGGAUGAGACAGAAGAUAUUGAUGUCUUCCAGGACCGCACAGAAACCAGAUCUUGCACUAGGGAGGAAGUGUCCAAGAUUAUCGGCUGGCAGUUGUGUUCUGAAAUGUUGUAUCCUGACUCAGCCAGUGGUUUGCCUUUCCCCUUUACUGGACCUCUGAGAGUGUCUGUCACAUUAACUAAGCAAGACAGAGGCCUGCAGCAAUACCUUGUGGAAGCAGCAUAUAGCUAUAUUCCUCGGGAGAAUUCUUGGAUCCCAAAUGAAGCUGUUCUUCACUUCUUCAUUGGGACUCCAAAGUCAAACUUGAAAAGGGAUGUUGGCGUUGACCUAAAUUUUAAUGUCCCACAGAAGAAAUUCAGAAUCAAAUUUAUACAACCAAAGAAAAAAAUCGAGAUAGAUGGGAAAAUUGAGUUUUCUAAAAAUUCACGGAUUGGACGUCUGGAGCUGGUAGUAGAUGACCGAGAUGUGUACUACAUUAAGGGAAUGACAGAUUUACACAUACUGAGUGGAGAGCAGAGAUACAUGACCCAGCUGGAGGUAAAGCUGAUAAGACAAAGCAGCCCUAUCGUUCUGUCAGGAAACAUCACUAAACAGCUUGGCAAGAAGAUAGCUUUUUCAGUGUCCCUGAAUAAUUUAUUGAAGGAUGCUGCGUUUCUUUCAGUAUUUCUGGAGAAAAACCUUGAUGAUAAGCUGAGACAGUACUCCCUUGAAGGGGAGACUUACCUUCCAGGUGUUCUUGGAGUUCAUGUCAUCGAUCUUCUCCAGCAACGUGAGAGCUUGUGGUCUCAUGCUUUGAGGAUAAAAUACGGACUCCUAGGAGCUGCAAAAUACCUUCAUCAUGAAUGCAGUACGGGGCAAAAGAUUAAAGGGGAGACUGGUGCACAUGAAGUAUACAGACUGCAUAUUGGGCAUGAAUUUCACUGUACGCAGACUCCCACCUAUAAUCACAAGGUUCACCUGAAACAUGAAGCAAGUGCAUCUUGGCUUUCCUCCCAGAUGGAACUGAACUAUGGGAAGCACUGGGAUGAAAUAAACAACAAGAAGAAAGUUCUGAUCAGCCAAGCAUUUAAGGAUAGUUCCAAUUCGUUUCUAGUCAACUAUUUCAUGGAGUUUGCCGUGCAAGUCCCGGAAAAGCAGGUGAAUUACGGAACCCAGCUGCAGCACUCACACAGUUCUCAGGGUUAUUCACAGAGCAGCACCAACUUUAAGGUGCAGUAUAAUGACCGCAUGCCAUUUGUGGCUGGGCUACGGUGGAAAGAUGCAUCCAGAAAUGACCUUAAGAAAUGGGAAGGUGAAUUAAAUAUGGAUACGCCAUGGCUAUAUCUGUAUGCAGCUCACAGACUUGGUCAGCCUCAGCGUGCUGCUUAUUUACUGACUAUGGAGCUGACAGCUGGGAAAAUUAUCUCUAUUAAGAAUCUCAUAGUGGAGCUAUUCUAUAAAGAUGAAAGCAAUGAAAAAGAAGGGAAAAUUCAUAUUUACACCCCAGCUACCACAUAUCUGCAGGCAUCCACAUUUAAUCAUCUUGGGAGGAAUGUUCUGCAUAGCUAUAGUGAAGUGAUAUCUCUGUGGAAUCAACUUGUGAAGAAUGAGAUUCUUUUGGAAAACAACGAACGAGCCAAAUUUCUCUGCCUCAAGAUAAAGAGUACAAAACAGGAGUUUAACUUCACAGCCAGCUAUCAGAAUCCACCAGUGCCUAAAAAGACAAACGCUUCUGUGAAGGCUGUAUGGACAGACCAUAAAAAUCUGCCUGUCGUGCUGCAGUUUGAAGGUCAGGUGGAAGAGCUGAAGAAGGAGAAGAUGCUCUAUCAAAAACGUGGAACUCUCCAUUUCAGGCAUCCAUUUAAACUGCUCAUUCCACAGAUUUUCUUGCUCCAGGAGACGUUUACCGUUGACAAAAAGCAAAAGCACUACUUUUUGGAGACAAAAGUUUUGAUAAAUGGACUGGAAGAAUCAGUUCAAACUGUUACACUUGGCUACCAACCUGAAAACCCCUAUAUUUGUGCUGGUUUAGCUCAUCCUUAUAACUACACGUGGUUCCCCCAAAAUGUUGAAAUGUGCACUUUAACUCGAAGUCAUGAAACUGUGAAGUGUGAAGUUGAAACUACCUUGAAAGUCAAUAAGGAAGAUGUUCUCAGCUUUCUAGCAAGAUACCAGGACAAAUCUAGUGAGGCAAAUUUCAGACACCUUUUACAUGUGGAUGUGACUCAUUCAUUCCAGCUCCAGUUUCCACAAGCAGUGGCCCUAAGCGGGGAGCUGUUUUCUAGGCAAACCAAACUGGAGGACUUUGACUACAGUGUGAAUGUAAAAGCCAUCAUCAACGAGAAUGAUUCCUCACAGGUCCAAGCAGCCCUGAAGAGUUACGGCGAGAGCAACCUCAAUGGAUCUCUUUAUUUUCAUUUCAAUGGAAGGGACAUGCUGGUGCUAGAGGUCGAUACGAACAAUGAAAAGAGAAAGAACGCCAGACUUGUUGGAGUGAGCGCUUUCCUCCAUCAGGCAGUCUUGACAGAACCAGAGUCAAUGCAGUUCCAGUUAAUGGGCAAAAUGUUUCCAUCAAGACUUUUGUUAUCUUCUGAGAUAAAGCUUAAUGAAAAUAGGCUUCAUGUGGAUUUCAUGGGGGCCAGGGAGCAGAAAGUUGGUCUUGUCUUGUCCCUAAAUGGAAAAGUCCGACACACAUUUACUGGCUUAAAGGCUAUACCUCAGCUUCUUUCACUGAAUGGAUUACUGAAGCGCAAAAGCAACAUUCACGAUGGUAAUAUCAAUGUGAUGAUCAACAAAGCACUGUAUGGACUCCAUCUCAGGAACAGAAACGUGUUUGGGAAUUCCAGCGUACACAAUAUCACUUUUGCUGUGUUUCAGAACGGCAGUCAGGCAAUGCCAAUGGAGGCAAAAUUGAAAGGACACCUGGAGCUGAGUAAAGAGAUCAAAAAGGGCUUAGCUAGUUUCCUGGUAGAUGAGAAAGCCCUUUCUGUAGAUUUUUCCAGCAUCAUGAGUCAUGAAUACAGCAGGGUCAGUGGGACUUUCACACAUAACGUCAGCUCUUUAAAAAAUGCAGGAUUGCCCCUGGAUGGCGUUCUCACCGCUGUGCGCAACCAUGUCACAACAAAUCACACCGUUACUGUAGCCCUACAGAGUGGCAGUGAAAGGAUUACUGCUGUGUUUGAAGGUCAGAGACUGUCUGCAGAGCCUCCUAACUCCCAGCUAUCUGUCAGUUUAAAGCACAACAUCUCACAGAUAAAGAAACUUGGGAUCCCCUUUAUUGUGGAAGCUACUGGCUAUUACCAGAAUUUCAGCAGAAGGAUUGCUGCAGGGAUAACAACCAUGGUGGAGAAUGAACAGUUCAAAAUUGAAACUGAGAAGAGAACCACUGUUGGUGCUAUGGAUGUUUCCUUUUCACUUCAUCAUGAUGUGAGACCACUGAUAGACAUUAUCCCACAGGCCAUAGAGGUUACUUGCAGUGGAGCAUCCACUGACAAACAACUUUCUGGCCUUUGCAGUGGAGACAUUGCAAGUCAUCAUUCUGAGACUCCAGCAAAAGUUUCACUGAAUGGGUCGGUGUUUACCAGCAACUCUACUGUUGGCUUCUUCGGACGUAUUUCUCUAAAUGACUUGUUUGCCUGCCUGCAACUCUAUACUACCUUCAACGUCCAGCCUCAUUUGGAGAUUGACUUCAAGCAUUCCUUGCCUCAGCUUCGGUCUCUGGGUGUUGCCAAAGAGAACCAAGUGAAGGUGUCAUCCACGAGAAGUGACAAGUAUAAAGGCAUGCUUGAGAUUGUCCUUGGGCACUGCAGUUUCAAAGCUGAUGGAGAAGUGAGCCUGGCAAGCAAUGCAACAGCUGCAGACUGGAUGCUUACUGUUAGAAACAAGUGUGUCAGUCUAGAGCAGGUGGGACUGCCUCGUGCGGUAGCCUUUGGGGGCUCAUUCCGGCAGAACAUCUGCAACGUUGGCUUGUUGAUGAACCUCCAGUGUGAUGGCCAAACAGCAGAUGUGCAGAUAGACACUUCCUGCGAGCGUGAAUAUACACUCCAAGGGAUGCUCAGGCAUUCGGUUCCCUGGCUCGAGGAGCUUGGGCUGCCUUUUGAAAACUCUGUCCUAUUCUCUGCAGCCACGGAGUCCACCACUGAAGGCAUAUUAUUGCUGCAGGCUGGCAGAUGCAACAUUAAGGCUAGAGGAGGUCUCUAUGUUCAGAGUAAACCUGAAUGGACACUGGAAACAGAAACAGUGUGUCAGCUUCUGCAGGAUCUCGGUAUUCCGGCUCAGUCACGGCUCACAGGAUACAUUCAGAAAGAGAGCUGCCAAGCAGGACUUUUCUGCAUCCUGGAAACAGAUGGCAAGGCUGCCCGUCUUGAAGUAAGAACAGAGUGCAAGCCACAGAUGACACUGGAAGUUCAAUUCAGACAUGAAUUCCCUCAACUGAAAGAAAUUCCAAGGGAAAACAAGCUGUCCGUCACAGUACAAAAAGAGUUAAAAUAUCAUCUUGACAUAGGAUUGAAUUCAGGUGCCUGUGAGCUUCAAAUAAAUGGGGAUUUCUGCUCUGAAAAGAAGCUGCAGUGGAAGAUGUUUAUAGAAAACAAAUGCCAAACAAUUCAGGAUCUUGGAGCGCCAGUGCAAAUUGAUGGUUCAGGCUAUGUUUUGAUAGAUGAAAUGAACCUAGAUUCACAGAUGUUGAUUAUUGUUGAUGAAAAUAAAUUGCAAGGACUUCUUAUACUAAAAGCCACUGAUGAAAGACAGGAGUUGGAUGUGCUGCUAACCCAUAACAUCCAAGGAGCUACUGACCUUGGCAUUCCUACAAGGACAUUAGUUGAUGUGACAUCAGAAAAACAUGGGGGCCUCUAUAAAAGAUUUAUUCAGUUCUCUGUGAAUAGCAAGCAAAUUACAGAAGAACUGAGCUUUGUCCAAAAGUUGGAUGAUGUGUCUCUUAACUACAAAGUUACUCAUAACAUAGAAGCACUGAAGACUUUGCAAAUAGAAGACAGGAUUGAGUUGCAGACUACCUUGGACCUGAAAGCGAUCAAAUGUUUUAUUAUUAAAGCACAAUAUGGUGGUUACCUGAUGAUUCUUGAAGGACAAAUCCAGGAGUCUGAAACAAGUACCAACAUAACUGGGAAUUUUCAGCAUACUUGGCCGUGGCUGCUACAAGCCAGAGUGCCAACAUCUUUACAGAUAGGUGUGUUUUUUCAAGGAAGAAACGCUACUCAAGAAAGACAUAUGCACAUUGCAGCUGGAGAAACAUCAGUGACAUACAUAAUGAACUCUUAUUAUGUUGGUCAUCAAAUGGAUAUUUUUUGCCAAAGUGUACAUAACAGCAAGACUUUACAAGCAUCUGGCUACCCUAAGGCAAUCAAUCUGAUUCUGAGUUUACAGAAAUUAGAAAACAAAGCCAAGACUAUCUGCAAAGUCCAAUAUGAUGACAAAGAUAUAACUGUGAAUAUGGAUGUCGAUGCAGACUUUGAACUGUAUGGUACAUUUGAAUUCAUGGCAGAGAUGAAGCAUUCAAUACCACUUCUCAGUCAUCUGGGACUUCCCUUCUUCCUUAAGAUGGCAAUUCAUGAAGUCCUGACUGAAAAUGAAAUUGCAGGAGCUCUGCAGCUCAUAUGUGAACAAAACACAAGCUUUUCCUUAACCAUCAAUAGGAAAAAUGACCAGCAAGGUGCAGAGCUGACUAUAAAAGCCUUCCAGAACCUUCCCUCCUUUCUACAGUACUUCCCUAGCGCAGCAGGACUUUCUUCCAUGUUAAAAAGUCUUCCAAGGCAGCUUAUGUUCAUGACAGUUUACCAAAAAAGUAAUGGAACAUGUAUGCUGCGACACAUUGCUCUCUGGGAUGGCAGAGAGGUAAAAGUAACAGGCGCUUACACUGGAUUCUUCCCAAAGUUGCAUGGAGGUCAUAAAGUUAAGGUGGAGCUUUUCCAUCCUCUCUCCAUUCCUUUCCCCGGGCAUACCAAGCUCGACAUGUAUGUAGAACAUUCGGCACAAAGUCACUGGGAUGAUCUUACUCUUGUUUGGAAUGACAAGGACCAGGUAUCAGCAACGUCAUCACUGAAGUUUGGAAGAGAGCGCAUGAGCUACAGAGCUGCUGUUGCCCACCCGUUUAAUUUCACUCUGAGGCAGCUUGAGGUCAAUUCCCUGUCAGAAAGAAGAGGCAGAAAGUACAGCCAGCAGAUGCAGCUCAUGUGGAAUGGUGGGCAGCCUGCUGAUGUUAGAGUGACCUUGGAAGAUAAAUCAGAGAUGAAUAUCACUGCCUGGGAUGCUUGUAUGACACUCUCUUCAGGUCAGCUUCAGAGAGUAUUAAGAAUGGGACACUUUAAUGCAUGUGGGUCUCUAGAGCAAACAGCACUGUUGUUUAAUGAAUAUCUAGAUCUGAACUGGGAUGACAAAAAAUUCAAACACAGUUUGACUUAUGAGAGAAAUAGAUUCUUGUAUCCUGAUAAAUUUCAGUUAGAAGCCACUUUGGAAAACAUUUUCCUGACCUCCUGCACCAAACAGAAUGUUCUGGGUAAAAUAGAAACAAACUACUCAUCCUGGCUGUACUAUUAUAUUAAUUUUGGAUUCUGCGACCUCCCAACUGUAAUUGCUUUCUCUGGAAAACAUCAACUCAACAAAGGAGAUACUAUUUUGCAGUCAGAAAGCAGAUUACACCUUGCUGGUCGUGAAAGAGAUGAUGGGUUGAUUGAACUAUCAUUAAAAAAUAAGAGCACAGCUGAUAUGAAGAACUAUUAUGUGGAGAUUGAAUUAAAAGCCUUUGAAGAUAUUUGGCUAGGCCUGACAGGAACUACUUCUUCCUCAGCUGUUCAGAGCCAAAUCCUGGUGGAGGGGAUUAUUGAUCAGAAAGAGAAAGUGAAGGUAGCUGCUUCUAAAGGAAAUGAAUGUCUUCAGUACUACGUGGGGUAUUUGAAAGGGGAUCUGGAGGAAGGAAUGGAGGUCAGUGCUUGUACCGAUGGGCAACAGAUGGCUACUGUUAAUACCUAUCUCAACAUUAAUGGUGAAAGGCAAGAAAAAAUGGGACAACUGACCCUAACAGCUGUUAAUGAAAGCUUGAGUUUCCUGGCUCAAGGAUGUGGGGAUGCAGUUCUUAAGGCUGAGUACAAACUUAAUGAAAUUGGGAGCCUUGUAAAAGCCAAACUGAUAGAAAAGAUGAAGAAGUUUGAUGGAUAUAUUUGGAGAUUCAGAAAAUCAAUGCAGCGAGUUGAUUUCCUGUCUGAAGCAGCUGACUGGCCUUCAAUAGCCUUGCAAGAAGCAGCAGGCUUCCUCCACAGUGUGGGUAGAGCUGUCACCCAGGUGUGGAAGCAGAGUGGAAUCAGGCAGAUACUGAGAAGCAAGCUCCCACUUUACCUGGAUAAAAUUCAAGACAUUGUCCAGCAAAUGCAGAAUGAAUUGCAAAAGCCAUUAGCAACUUUGAAGGACGCCUAUUACGAUGUAACCUUGAAGCCAUUGGAUGAGGUUUGGCAUGAGAAAACAGAAGAGUACAUGAAGAAAGUCCAGGCUUUUGUGCCCAGGAUUGUAAAAGAUGUUUGGCUACUGGAACCAAUCCAGGUGGCAAUACGGGUUGUGAAAACAGGCCUGGAUAUGACCACACAUCAGAUGCUGAGGUGGGCAGAAGCCAUGUUGUCUAGAGCUGUGCGCAAGAUCCGGAAGCCCUUGCUCAACCUCUACAGUUUUUCAGCUAGGGACUGUUCAGUGGCAGUGAAACUGCCAGUACUUCCUAAAGCAGACAGCUCCCUGGACCUGGCAAAUAUUACUACCUAUCUCAUUGGAGAAAAGCUUAUGAGACCUCUCAAAGACCUGUACAACAUCAACGUAGUUGCAGAGUAUUAUAGAUUCAAACGGAGGAUGAUGGAGAGUCCCUUUGAACAUCAUGCUAUGUUAAUGGGGAACAAGCAUCUCAUGACUUUUGAUGGAAAAAUUUAUGAUUUGGCAUCAAAGUGCAAUGUGCUUCUUGCCAAGGAUUUUGUUCACAAUACUUUCACUGUAAUACUAAACCAGGAAAUCAAUGACUCAAGCUCACUGUAUGUGGAGAUGAACCAGACUGUGAUCAAUAUCUACCCAAGACUGAAGAUAUCCAAGAUGUAUAAUUCCUCCUUUAUGGAACAGAACUGCCAAGGAAUGGAUCGAUCUUUUGAAAAGAAUACCACUGAUUCAAGGAAAGAAACCAACAAAAUAGAAAUAUAUGAUCAGAACGGCGUUUCCAUCUCUUGUGACUUUCAGUAUGAUCUCUGUACUGUCACUCUGGCUGGAUGGCACCAUGGUAUUUCAGCUGGGCUUUUUGGUACCAAUGAUAAUGAAGCAGGGAAUGAAUGGAUACUGCCUAAUCAUUCCUCCACGGACAACGUGCAAGAAUUCACACAGAGUUGGCAGGUGAACAAGUGCACGCCCAUGCAGAAGAAAGUGAAGCCAUGUCCCACUACAGCUAAGCAAAAAGUCUGUGAAGUGCUUUUUGAAGAAGCUCACUCGUUUCUGAGGAACUGCUUCAAAGUUGUGGACCCUGAACCAUUCUACAGCAUGUGUAUGGUUGACACCUGUGACUCAAACGAGUUGAAAAGUGCUUGCAGCUUAGCAGCAGCAUUUGUUCACUUGUGCAACCGAAAUUUUGUCCCUGUGGAAAUUCCUCCUCAAUGCUUGAGCUUGUUCUGAAUGGCAGA